AUGGCCUGGGUUCAGGUGAAUGCAGGCGUGUGUACCCGAGGCGUUAUUCCGCGGUUCGAAGUGGCCCAGGGUCUGUGCGACGCCAUCCGCCUGGACGGUGGCCUCGACCUGCUAUUGCGGCUGCUGCAGGCCCCGGAGUUGGAGACUCGUGUGCAGGCCGCGCGCCUGCUGGAGCAGAUCCUGGUAGCCGAGAACCGGGACCGCGUGGCGCGCAUAGGACUAGGCGUGAUUCUGAACCUGGCGAAGGAACGUGAGCCGAUGGAGCUGGCUCGGAGCGUGGCGGGGAUCUUGGAGCAUAUGUUCAAGCACUCCGAGGAGACGUGCCAACGGCUGGUGGCGGGUGGUGGCCUGGACGCGGUGCUGUAUUGGUGCCGCCGCACAGACCCGGCGCUACUGCGCCACUGCGCACUGGCGUUGGCCAACUGCGCGCUGCACGGGGGCCAAGGGGCGCAGCGGCGGAUGGUGGAAAAGCGCGCCGCCGAGUGGCUCUUUCCCCUCGCCUUCUCCAAGGAGGACGAGCUGCUGAGGCUGCACGCCUGCCUCGCGGUGGCGGUAUUGGCAACCAACAAGGAGGUGGAGCGAGAAGUGGAGCGUUCGGGCACGCUAGCGCUCGUGGAGCCGCUCGUGGCUUCGCUGGAUCCUGGCCGCUUCGCCCGCUGUCUGGUGGACUCCAGCGACACCCGCCAGGGCCGCGGGCCUGAUGAUCUGCAGCACCUCGUGCCGCUGCUCGACUCGUCGCGCUUGGAGGCUCAGUGCAUCGGGGCUUUCUACCUUUGUGCUGAGGCUGCCAUCAAGAGCCUGCAGGGCAAGACCAAGGUGUUCAGCGACAUCGGCGCUAUCCAGAGCCUGAAACGCCUCGUGUCCUACUCCACCAACGGCACCACUUCGGCGCUAGCCAAGCGUGCGCUGCGUCUGCUGGGCGAGGAGGUGCCGCGGCGCAUUCAGCCGUGCGUGUCCAGCUGGAAAGAGGCGGAGGUCCAGACGUGGCUGCAGCAGAUCGGCUUCUCCCAGUACUGCGAGAGCUUCGGGGAGCAGCAGGUAGAUGGAGAUCUGCUUCUGCGCCUCACGGAGGAGGAACUGCAGACCGACCUAGGGAUGAGAUCGGGCAUCACCCGCAAGAGGUUCUUUAGGGAGCUCACAGAGCUCAAGACCUUCGCCAACUAUGCUACGUGUGACCGCAGCAACCUGGCUGACUGGCUGGGCAGCCUGGACCCUCGCUUCCGCCAGUACACCUAUGGCCUGGUCAGCUGCGGCCUGGACCGCUCCCUCCUGCACCGUGUGUCUGAGCAGCAGCUGCUGGAGGACUGUGGCAUCCGCCUGGGUGUGCACCGCUCGCGCAUUCUCUCCGCAGCCCGAGAAAUGCUCCACUCUCCACUGCCCUGUACCAGUGGCAAGCUCGGUGGGGACACUCCAGAUGUCUUCAUCAGCUACCGAAGGAGCUCAGGCUCCCAGCUGGCCAGCCUCCUGAAGGUGCACCUGCAGUUGCACGGCUUCAGUGUCUUCAUCGACGUGGAGAAGCUGGAAGCUGGCAAGUUUGAGGACAAGCUUAUCCAGAGUGUCAUGGGUGCUCGCAACUUUGUGCUGGUGCUCUCGGCAGGGGCACUGGACAAGUGCAUGCAGGACCAUUAUUGCAAAGACUGGGUGCAUAAGGAGAUUGUUACUGCUUUGAGCUGUGGCAAGAAUAUUGUGCCCAUCAUUGAUGGCUUUGAGUGGCCUGAGCCCCAGGCUCUGCCUGAGGACAUGCAGGCAGUGCUUACCUUCAAUGGCAUCAAGUGGUCCCACGAGUACCAGGAGGCCACCAUUGAGAAGAUUAUCCGCUUCCUGCAGGGCCGCUCCUCCCGAGACUCAUCUGCAGGCUCUGAUACAAGUUUGGAGGGGGCUGCACCCAUGGGCCCACCUUAACCAGACCCCAGUUUCCAAGCCCUGCUAUGGCACCCAUUUCCUCCCGAAAGUACAACGCCUGGCCAGUCUGGGCUGAGACAGCCUGGGCUCUUCUCAGGAAGUGGCUCUCCCUGUCCCUCACCCUCCUGGCCCACUUCAAACCUCAGUAUAUGGAAGGGAAAGAACUCAGGCAUGGGGGUGGGAGAGUGCUCCUCUACCCUCAGGCCCUGCCGUCAGGUCCCCUGUCUUCCACACCAACUGUGUCGCUGCUUAGUUGUGGAGACACAGGAGAUGGUGGUGGGUUACUGCAAGUUCUCCAUCUCCUACCCCGAGGGUAGCUGGCUUGAGAAGGGUGAGAGUAGGCAGCCUCUGACAGGAAGGAAGUGGGCAAUGCCCAGGCCUCCUGUGCCUGGCCUCAUAGUCCAAGCAAGAGCCUGGGCCCAGGCGGCAGCCAGGGAUGAGAGUCCCACAGUGGCUGUCCACUCCGACUGUGCCUGCCCCUGGCUCACCACUUCCUGUUGCCAUGUGGCCUUGCCCUGUAACCACUCAGUGCCCCUCCCAGCCUUCCUUUGCAACAGCCUCCUUUGCCACAGCCAGGUUCAAGGUUAGGCUGAGCUGGCCAUCUGGCUGGUCUGUGGUACAGGAACCUCUGGCUUGGACCUGGGACUGGGCAGGGAGGCCUCUUUUCAAGCUCACCCUACCAUAUGCCUUGGUGCUAUGCCCGAGGCUCCUGCCUGGCCUGGGCCCUCUGGCUUCCCUCACUCCUCACCCACCCAGGGCUUCCCAUCCGCUUUCUCAGGGAAGAGAAGGACCAGGCAACCACCUGGCAGCACCAGUAGCCUGGGCAGAACUUACAGUUCUGUGGGAAGAGGCACGAUCCAGGAGGGCAAGGGUUAUUACCCUGGGCAGUUUCCCCAAGUGGAAAGUCCUUUGGGACUUCCUUUCAAAUCCUUUGGGAUGUCUGUUAAGAUUCACUUCAGGAGAUCCCAGGUGGGGCCUGAGAGUCUGCAUUUCUGACUCCCAGGAGAGCUGAUGUUGGUGGUCAAGGGAUGACACAGAGCAGCAAGUCCCUCCUGAAUCCUUGCCAUUUCCCAAGCACUCCACUCAUGGUCUAACCAUCACAGCAACCCUAUCCAGAACGAUCACUCCCACUUUACAGUAAGGAAGAAAGGCUGAGUGAUGAGCCCAGUUCCCAAAGCCAUUAGGGACAACGCCAGGAUCCACACCCAGGCCUCUGGGCACCCAGCCACUGCUGGUGAAACUGCUGUCCUGAGACUCAUUCUGGAGCACGCCCAAGGCCGUGUCUGGUCCCUUGCCUCAGACUCUGGCAUUGGGACAGAUUUUAGCCAAAAGCCCAACCCAGGAGCUACACAGAAAUAACAAAGCAAGUGUCCUUCUGCCUCUCUCUCCAGGAGUAGGAAAGGGGAAAGUGCCCUCCCUCCACCAACCCAGCCAGUGGAUUUGGCUGUCCCUGCCACACUGUUCCCCUCCAAGGCCACCCUGAGGCUGGGACUGCUCCCGGACUCCCUAUGUGUGGAUCAGGCCAGGGUGCUCCUUGCUUUUGGGCCACAUCAUCAAGAAGUCAAGUUUCAUCCAGGCUUGGGAAGUCUGCCUUCCACUUUCCUCCCUGGCAAACACCCCAUCUCCCACUGGUGCCAGACUGGCUGUGGCUCAGACUAGCCAUAAUCCUCCCUUACCACAAGUUUGCCAGUGCAGGUCCAGGCUCUGUCCUGGAUGUGAGGAUGAGGUAGACUGGAUGUGGCCCUCACAGAGUCCAGUUGAUCACAAUGCAGGGUACAGGCAUUCCCACGGAAGCUUUCUGUCUUUGUGUCCCCAGUGAGCCCGCUCCUUUCAGAGGGCCCCACGGGUAGUACUCAUGGGUUUUCUUCGGUUCAGCAUACUUUCCACGGAAGUCCACCUCCACUGUCUGGCCUUCUGGCUGACCUCUUUGCCUUCAUUUGUGUACUGGGAUAACUGGAGCCCAUCCUCCAGCCCAGCCAGGCCAGUGUACUCAGCAGUGACAGCCUCUUUGCGAACACUGAUCACUUGUAGCCAAGACAAGCACCAUUAGCCUGAUGCUGCUCCUACCAGACAUGGUCCCUGAGGAUUGAUUGUUCUCCAGAGGCUGCUCUGCCAUGGGUGUUGAGGGUCAGUGUUUUUUGCCUGGCUAGACAAAGCUGCCCCCAGACGGGGACUGAGUCAGAGAGGUGAGGUCCCUACCCCACCUUGCCUACCCUUUUCCAAAGGCCGUGAACUGCUCCCAGACAUUCAGAGGCUCUAAGUCCAGCCACAAUUCAUUCAUCCUUACCCAGGCCCAAGAAGACAGGGAUCUCAUUCCGGACUCUAAGGGGUGGGAAGAUCUCACAGCAUCAGACAAAUGUGCUUCCUAACAUGUCCCCCUAGAUGUGGGCCCCAUGAUCAGACAGCUUGGGGCACUGCUGACCUAGCCCUUCCUAGGGGGGCUUGCUCGAGGUCAUGCAAUUGGCCAGAGGCCAGCUCAGAGCCUUUGCCCUCCUCUCCUCGCAGCCUCAUGGUGGCUGGGUCAGUGGAAUCCCUACCGGUGCUUAGAUCUCCCAGUUACAAAGGGGACAGUGAGAGAGUUGUCUGGAGACAUGGGUCCAGGCUGCAGAGGCCCCAGCAGGCCCUGGGCUACCAUGUCACCUGAAUGAUUUCCAGGCAGGAAACUGGCUUGCAGAGCAUGUGAGAGAGAAAGGGGAGCAACAGCAGCAGGGCAAGGCGCAAUGGGCACUGUGGUUUGAAGUUAAGUACCCCGAGUUCGGUCUGCUUGGGGACUUACAGCCUUCAUCAAAGCCAGUGGCUUAUUAUUAAAUAAGAUUCUGCCUUUCAACUUCCUAACCCCCUAAGAACAGACUCAUUCUCUGGGAAUCUGGGGCCAUGGAUUAUGUAGGAAACUGGGCCCAGCUCCUAGGUUCCCAUUGACCUCCAGAGGGACAGUCUCGGCAUACGGCUCCGCUGCAGUGCUCAGCAACAGGAGUAGUCUGAGGGCGGAGUGGCAACAAAAAGUGAUCUGACUGGGCCGGCUGGUGCAGCCAGACAGAGCAGUACAAGCACCUUAGGAAUGGAGAGCCAGGGCUCUGCCCCAAGCCCGUCUCUGUUUUUCUGUUUGGACACAGGCCUUGCUGUGUUGCCCAG
Molecule: messenger RNA, 5034 nt
Organism: Fukomys damarensis (Damara mole-rat)
Lineage: Eukaryota; Metazoa; Chordata; Mammalia; Rodentia; Bathyergidae
Gene: Sarm1
Product: sterile alpha and TIR motif containing 1
Exons: 9
Coding region: 1-1902 (633 amino acids)
Biological process (GO): response to axon injury; signal transduction; negative regulation of MyD88-independent toll-like receptor signaling pathway
Cellular component (GO): dendrite
Molecular function (GO): protein binding; NAD+ nucleosidase activity; signaling adaptor activity
Source: RefSeq, a predicted model, not a curated record